AUGUCUACCACAGCCACCGUCACCUCCCAGACAUUUAAAAUGCCUGCCGCCCGCGCCCUCGAAAACGCAAAACAGUCCUCCGAAGCCGUCCUCUCAGACGCAUCCUCCGCCAUGUCCAAAGCCGCCGAGAACCCCAAGAAAGCCACAACAGACUUCCUCCACACACCCUUCAUGCGCGGCGCGCUCCCCUUCAUCAACGGCGGCCUGGCAGGCAUGACAGCCACAACCGUCAUCCAGCCCGUCGACAUGGUAAAAGUACGUCUCCAACUCGCGGGCGAGGGCGUAAAAACCGGCCCAAAACCCACACCCAUCGGCAUCUUCAAAGACAUCAUCGCCUCGGGGAAAGCAAUGGACCUCUACACCGGCCUGAGCGCCGGCCUCCUCCGCCAAGCCGUCUACACAACCGCCCGCCUCGGCUUCUUCGACACAUUCAUGAAAUCGCUCGCCGUGCGCGCCCAGGAAAACGGGACGAAAGUCGGCUUCAAGGAGCGCGCAGGCGCGGGUCUCGCGGCGGGCGGCCUCGCAGCCGUCGUCGGCAAUCCCGCCGAUUUGGCACUCAUCCGCAUGCAAUCCGACGGCCUGAAGCCCGCCGCACAACGCGCGAACUACACCUCCGUCAUCGACGCACUCACACGGAUAUCCAAGGCCGAGGGCGUGGGGCGGCUCUGGGCCGGAUGCUAUCCGACCGUUGUGCGGGCCAUGGCGCUCAACUUCGGGCAGCUAGCGUUUUUCUCAGAGGCAAAAGACCAGCUCAAGCACACGUCGCUGUCGAGCCGGAAUCAGACGCUGGCUGCGUCUGCGGUUGCGGGGUUCUUCGCGAGCUUCCUGUCCCUGCCGUUCGACUUUAUGAAGACGAGGCUGCAGAAACAGACUAGGGCGCCUGACGGUACGUUGCCGUACAAGGGCAUGUUGGACUGCUUUGCGAAGGUUACGAAGGAGGAGGGGUUGUUGAGAUUUUACCGUGGGUUUGGCACGUAUUAUGUGCGUAUUGCGCCGCAUGCGAUGGUGACGCUUAUUGUUGCCGAUUACCUCGGCUUUAUUACAAAGUAG
Messenger RNA from Dothidotthia symphoricarpi CBS 119687, 1050 nucleotides. RefSeq names its product mitochondrial 2-oxoglutarate/malate carrier protein-like protein. The transcript is spliced from 2 exons. The record is from RefSeq and is a predicted model, not a curated record. Gene Ontology annotation, biological process: transmembrane transport. Gene Ontology annotation, molecular function: oxoglutarate:malate antiporter activity. NCBI's taxonomy places the organism in Eukaryota, Fungi, Ascomycota, Dothideomycetes, Pleosporales, Dothidotthiaceae. The coding region runs from base 1 to 1050 and encodes 349 amino acids.